Galeopterus variegatus (Sunda flying lemur) is the source of this 667-nucleotide messenger RNA. Its product is annotated as CBP80/20-dependent translation initiation factor-like. The transcript is spliced from 8 exons. NCBI's taxonomy places the organism in Eukaryota, Metazoa, Chordata, Mammalia, Dermoptera, Cynocephalidae. The coding region runs from base 77 to 667 and encodes 196 amino acids. The record is from RefSeq and is a predicted model, not a curated record.
CCCCCACCCCGGACUCGGGCUUGGCGCCGCGGCCAGAAGACCCCCGAGCCCCUUCCCAGGCCCCUGAGCUGCAGGGAUGGAAAACUCCUCGGCAGCAUCGGCCUCCUCCGAGGCUGGGAGCAGCCGCUCCCAGGAAAUCGAGGAGCUGGAGCGCUUCAUCGACAGCUACGUGCUGGAGUACCAGGUGCAAGGGCUGCUGGCGGACAAGACUGAGGGCGACGGGGAGAGUGAAAAGACGCCGUCCCAUGUCUCCCAGUGGACAGCGGACUGCAGCGAGCAGCUCGAUGGCAGCUGCUCCUUCUCCCGAGGGCGAGCCCCUCCACAGCAGAAUGGCAGCAAAGACAGCUCUCUGGACAUGCUGGGCACCGACAUCUGGGCCGCCAAUACCUUUGAUUCCUUCAGUGGUGCCACCUGGGACCUGCAGCCCGAAAAGCUGGACUUCACCCAGUUCCACCGGAAGCUCCGCCACAUGCCCAAGCAGCCCCUGCCACACAUUGACCGUGAAAGAUCGAAACACCUGCACCUCACGGAAGGGGCUGACUCUCCCACAGAUAUGGAGGUCCAGUGUCGAGCACUGUUUGUACCAGGGGCCCAGUCCACAGCCCGGAGCCUGGCACAGAAGAGUUUAGUGAAUGAAGAAAUGAACGGUCGAAUGCAGGGGGCUUGA